This is a messenger RNA of Tigriopus californicus, 4362 nucleotides long. RefSeq names its product serine-rich adhesin for platelets-like (gene srl). Gene Ontology annotation, biological process: positive regulation of transcription by RNA polymerase II. Lineage: Eukaryota; Metazoa; Arthropoda; Copepoda; Harpacticoida; Harpacticidae. The transcript is spliced from 8 exons. Gene Ontology annotation, cellular component: nucleus. The record is from RefSeq and is a predicted model, not a curated record. Gene Ontology annotation, molecular function: transcription factor binding; RNA binding. Bases 372 to 4112 code for a protein of 1246 amino acids.
GCGUUGCUAUUUAGUCAUCCGACUACCAACAUGAACGGAGCGUGAGGAUCCCUCCCUUCUAAGUGUCUCAAAAUUCUUUGGAUUUUUCUUAUCCAAUCAGUCUUUAGUAUCAUCCCAGGCGUGUCAGUGAUGUCUCAAUCUCUUCAAAGUCUCCAUAUAAUGAGAAAAAAUCCACAUUCCGCUUGGCUGGCUCAAUCUGCUUUUGAGAAUCGAGCAUCCUGCCGCUACCCAUUGAAGUCAAGAAGGGACGUCUGACGAGACCCCCAUCUCACCAGGUGCUGCUAAGUGAUACACAUCCCUUCCACCGGACCCCGCUUGACCACCCCGGUGGUGUUGACCUUCGUCCGGUUCGACGAAGACAGGAUUCGUUCAUGAGUGGUAUGGACAGCGAUUUACUUACCGAUGCGGACUCGAAGCAACUCGACUUACUAAAAGAUGAAGAGUUCAUGUGUAUGAGCCCAGAGGAUGUAGCUUUAGCACUUAACGCCAAUGUCCAUCCUGCCAAAAACAAUGGCCUGGGCUUGGGCGUUGGAGACCUAACUGGAUCUGUGAUAUCGGCCGUAGACGAAUUCCCUAGCUUAGAUUCGUCUUGGGAUCAAGAUGUACUCUUAUCCAACGCUGUUCUGCCGGAGACCAACCCCUUACUGGAGUUGGAUAAUUCUAUUGAAGAAGAUUUCCAGCAAGUUCUCAACGAGUGGGAGAGUCACAUCGGUGCUCUACAGUCGACCAACUCUGAAAUGAGCGUGGACGAAGAAUCUGUUGUCCAAAAUGCCACCACGAACCCUUCUUCGCAAAAUGUUUCGGAGCCAAUGGUGACUGAUGGAGAUUCGUUUUUUGAGAGCAUGGAAAUCAAGGCUUCCUUGGCCGGCUCGGGGUGUAAUCUCAAUACGAAAUCGAUCUACGACCAACCUCUUCUCUCCACGUCGACCAUUGCCCCUUCUACACCUUCAAUGGGCUCGUACUCUCCUCGCUCAAGCUGCUCUUCUUACCCCAGCCUGGCCACUCCCCCGCCAGUGAUACCGGUGCCCGAGGUGCCUCCCACGGAGAUCGAGCGGCCUGAUUCUCCCACGCCUACCAAGUUGCGGUCCAGACUCGUCAGCACUGAUGACAAUGGCACCACCAAGGAGCCUCGACUCACCCUGGGAAAAAAGACACUGGCGGGUAUAGUGAUCAGCAGCGGACCGGGCGGUCAUUUUGAGACCUAUGAAGGUACGGCUGGAAGCCCCAGCGUGGUGUCAAGCCCAUUUACCUCUACCAGUUCGCCAAUUGGUUGUCUCAGACCUCAAUCUGCCCAAAUGACGGCAACGACCGACCAUAAUUUUGUUAGGCCAAAGGGACGGAGUCUACUCCGCUCCAAACAGCCCUCUACUCUGACUUCUGCUAAUAUGACUACCACUUCUUGUAUUACCACCUCUUCCACCUUAUUGCAUGCUGCAUCCACCACCCCAUUUCAUAACGUUACUGAAACCGCAAGAACAUCAGCAAAUGUUGACUGUCAGCCCCCUACCACAGAUUGGCCGGAUCUUAGUUUGUCCGCAAUGUUUUUACGGCCAUCACCACGGUUAGAAAGCUCAGAGAGCGAGAGGCACGUGGUGAAUGCUAACAAAAUGGCAGGCAAGAUAUCGGCCAAUCCCAAUGACUCAAGUGUGGUACGUCGCGAUUCUUUAGGAUCCAAUCUGAGCACUGCCUCGUCACUAGUAGUUAGUGAUCAUCGGACAAACAAUGCCUCUGAUGCCGUGGACGGAGAACUCGAAGUUCUGGAGGCUUCGGAUGUGGACAAUUUGCUUGAUCAAUUUGAAGCGGUGGAAAAUAUUCGGAAAGAUCUGACCAAUAACAGUAACGCUGAUCCUGAACGGGCCUCUCAUAUAGUGGCAGCGGUGAAAAGCCAUUUCUCUGGCUCUAAUCGAAAUUUCCCCAAAGGAAAAGUACCCAAAAUCGUUGCCAGUCAGCGGAUCAAGGAUGCCCUCCCGAGAGAAAUUGUGGACAAAAUCAAGGCCUCCUCUCAACGUUCCAAAACAAUCGCCAUAAUUGAACCGGUUCAAAAGAGCAAGGACUUGAGUACUGUCGCCUCCUCCGUCUCUGGUUCAUCAUGCGAAUCGCCGUCCUUCAAUACCAACUUAAAUUCGAGUCAUCGGGUAGUGGCUGGACCUCCCGGUAAAGGGGGUAUGGCUUCGAGGUUCCAAGAGGCUGCAGCCUCCAUGAACCGAAGCAAAUAUCGACACUUUGGUAUCAAUGGUGGCAUCCAACCCACUCCCCAGCAAGUUCAAGUGAGCCUGGAUCACGACUAUUGCUCUUCAAACAAGUCGAGAAGAAACAACCGUGUGCCCAGUCAGCAGCAGCAACAAACAUCGCCUCAUCGGUUGGCUACCUACAGUACUGGAGAGACGAGGCAUCGGGUAAUCAUCUCCUCCGGCUCGGGCCUGACUCAAGUCGGUCCAUCAGGAUCGAUCAUGCCGUUGCAGCAGAAUAACCGGGCCGUCAUACGGGUAUCCAGAGCACCCGUGCUCAAGCGAGCCAAGGAACUUACCUCCCAUCUGGUGGCGCUGUCCAAGCCCUCGGGAACAUAUUCUCCUAUUCAGAUCUCCUCUCCCAUUACAAUAAGCCCGGCCAGUAUCCAUAGUAGCCACUCGCCGUUAUCUUCGUCGUUGUCGACCUCGACCUCGUUGUCUAGUCCGAUCACUUUGGCAUCCUGCUCGUCUCCCAAGGUCCCGCUGAAGGUCGAGCCUCCAUCGCCAACCUCGAAUCAUGAACUAGACCUUCAUGACGACUCAUCCGCCCCAAGUCCAAGAACUUCCCAACGAAGGGACUCUGAUCCCAAAAAAGACAGUGGCCUCGAGUCUGGAGAUGUGUCAGAUGCCAGUAAUAUUGAAGAUGAGCAUCUCUACUCUCGACUGCCUGCCUAUUUGACCACUCUACCCGCGAAGGAAGGUAUGGAUGAGCUCCAGUUGACAGAUGUGGGACCAUCCGAUAUUAAGCUUGAGAAAGAGGACAUGACGCUCUACGAUCGUUUACCCACUUAUGUUACCGGGCUAUCUCGAACGAAUUCCACAGAAACUUGUAUGAAAAUGGAAGACUGUAUCGAGAUGAAGCCAGAUCCCAUGAUGUUGGAUGCUGGGUCCGCCACGUCCUUUGGCCCCUCCUCCGCCUCUUGUGUGGAAGGAGGAGGGGCCAUAAAAGAAGCAGACCUUCUUCCGGGAGGAGUGAUUUGUGAUAAUGGGAUCUCCAAUUUGUUCAAACCUCGUCGUAGUUUACGCUCACGCCAAAGCAGUAGAAGUUGUAGUCGGAGCUCCAGUCGGAGCAGCAGCACCAGCAGUUUUACGGCCAACGGCAAUUCUGACUCGGAGACUAAUCUCCCAGACGUAACCGGGGGUCCCUUACUGGGCGUGCCAACCGCCCAAAAGCCAUUUCAUGUCGUCACUCGAUCCUCAACUGCUGCCAAGCGUUGUUCCCGGAAGCCACCAAGUACCAUGUCCCCUUCCAAGGCCCUGUCUUCAUUCUCUUCCAAUUCAAGGUCUGCGAGUUUGAAACGCCGUCGAGAUCGGUCCACAUCCUCAACUUCGUCGAAUUCAUCCCGCUUCCGAAGCCGGAGUCCGCUUGAGACGCCUUCGUUGUUACAUGAACCCCAUUCGGCGAGAAGGUCCUCCAAACGCAAUCGUAAUCAUCCUCGAUCGCUGACUACUCAGAAUCCCAAAGGUGCUGUCAUCAAGGAUAUGGAACAAUACCGUCGCGAAGAGAAGAAGAAACAAGUCGAGGAGCGGCGGGUGGUCUAUGUGGGAAAGAUUUGCGAAAGUACCUCACGAGCCUCACUCCGAUCGAGAUUUGAAGUGUUUGGACCUAUAGAAGAGAUCUCCGUACAUUUCAGAGAUCGGGGGGACAACUACGGCUUCGUCACAUUUAAGAACAAAUUGGAUGCGUAUGAGGCGGUGGAACAUGGCAACGAUGAUCCCAAUCAGUCCAAAGUGGAUCUCUGCUUUGGGGGACGGCGAUCAUUCUGCAAAACUAAGUAUUCAGAUCUAGACUCUUUGAACGAGAACGAAGGGGAUGGUCACAGUCAGCAGGCUUUGGACUUUGACUCCCUUUUACGCCAAGCCAAGGCCAGUUAUCGGAAAUGAUGAUCGAGAAGAAUUGAUGGUAGUAACUACGAAAAAACAGUGAUCUUGAAGUGCUCUCACGACGUUUUUGUCGUUCUCCAACAAACUGAUCUCAAAAGUGGAAGAAGAAACAGAAGAAAAUUGUGUAGUGAUUAGUGAAAAGAAAAAUCGAAACAGAAAAAAGCGCGUCGAGAAAAAAAUCCAGUCAAAAAGUCUGCUACCAUUAUGAGCUAUUAUAAGCUAAAAAGAAGAUUAUAUAUAUAUAAAAUGA